Messenger RNA from Folsomia candida, 1773 nucleotides. RefSeq lists its product as uncharacterized. Lineage: Eukaryota; Metazoa; Arthropoda; Collembola; Entomobryomorpha; Isotomidae. The transcript has 2 exons. The record is from RefSeq and is a predicted model, not a curated record. Bases 183 to 1673 code for a protein of 496 amino acids.
AAAGGGCACAAUUGGAAUAAGAUUUUUGGACACUGUGGUUUCACAAAGUAGUUCGUCUGUCAAGUUGUUGUGAUCAAAUUUUAAUACCUUCCAAUUCUUUUUCGUUCGUCAUUAACUUGCAAACGCUCUGUUAUUCUCCCCGCCAACUCUUUAGCCCUGAACACACGCGUGAAAAUUAGAAUAUGUCUCAACAUAUGUAUUAUAUUACACUUUUGUUCGCACUUGUGGCAUUGGUCCACUCACAAGGCGUAGAUGAUACCCUGACUCCUAGAUCAAAGGGGGCAGACGUCUCUGAAGCCGUGGUAAGAAAAAUUCUACGUUCAGGAAUAUUUCCCCACGACCAAAACUUGCUGCGGAGGUUGUCCUACGUCGAAAGUCGAGAUGGUGAAGAUGAUAAAACAUACAGACCACAAUAUUUUGGGGGAAUUUGGCAAUUGGAUGAAGUUCUGUUUAACCAAACCAAAAAUGUGACUGGCCUCAACACGAUUUAUCAGAGACUUAACGCCACUUGGAACAUCCAAUGGAACAGCGUCACUUGGGCUGACCUUCUCGUCCCCAUGUAUUCCGGAUUAGGGGCCAGGCUGUACUUGCACACGCUUUCCCUCAGUAACAGACCCAUCCCCGGAACCAUUGAUAGUCAAGCCGAAUACUGGAGGCUCAAUUACAACAGAACAGAUCAAAACGCUACAACGUACAAGGACCUGGUGAAGAGACUGGAAAGCGAUGGCGGUGUUUGCGAAGGGUUGAUGGACAUUUGCAUAGUCCUUGAUGGGUCUCGGAGUAUCGGAGCUGGCGCCUUCAUUCGAGCCAAAGGCUUCGUUGCCGACUUGGUCCAAACUUUCUCCUUGAAUUCCACUCGUGUGGCGUUCGUUCUCUAUUCUGACAAUGCACAAAAAAUAUUUGACUUUAGUAACACUCUAACUCCCUCAGCAAUGAAUACCACCAUCCGGAAUGUGCGUUAUCCAAAUGGAAAUACGAAUACUCCUGCUGGUCUCCUCAUGGCGGUCACAUUCUUCAACCAGGCCACCCCACGACCCGGAGUCCCACAAGUUGUUGCCACGUUCACGGAUGGAAAUAGCAAUCGAGGAAACCUCACGGUUGCCGUUGCCGCAGUAAAAACCGCUAAUUUGACUUCCUUCGCCGUUGGAAUUGGCAACGAGCAGGACAUCAGGGAAAGUGAGCUUCAGCAAAUAGCACUCAACGACUCGUCCAGAGUUUUCAGGGUCAACGACUACGAGGCACUAGCCGAAUUCUUUUUUCAAAUGAACAAGGCCACCUGCGAGGUUCCCCAAGAACCCGAGAUUGGCGACGAACACAACGGAACACUGAAUAAAAAUGAAAAGAGAUAUUUCAAAUAUCAAAUUCCCGAUGGAGGAUUCACGCUGACUUUAUCAGCCACAAGGGGACAAGUUUCUGGAUGGUAUUCGUACACUGUGGAAACUCCCAACUCUGCCAUACACCAAGGAACCUUAGGACGUGCCACCUUCAUUCCGAAGCUGGGAGUGGCCCAAAUAAAUUCCCCAGUUUACAUUAGCAUCCAAGGAACCUCUGAUGGCGAGUCAGAUUAUAAACUGAGCACUUUGGAGGGAAAUCAUUCAAGUGGCGAAUCCUUGAGGUCUCCUUACCAAGUGAUUCUCUCCCUCCUCCUCGUCCUCUUUUAUGUUAAACUGUGAAAACUCCUACGUAUAACUAUCUACUCUAAUUAUGCAAAUUACCAAUAUUUAGUGUCAAAUAAACAUCAUGAGAACCCUAAUGAAAGGUUCGUUUGAAAUA